This is a messenger RNA of Cydia strobilella, 1241 nucleotides long. RefSeq lists its product as uncharacterized. NCBI's taxonomy places the organism in Eukaryota, Metazoa, Arthropoda, Insecta, Lepidoptera, Tortricidae. The transcript is spliced from 3 exons. Gene Ontology annotation, biological process: NADH dehydrogenase complex assembly. The record is from RefSeq and is a predicted model, not a curated record. Bases 121 to 738 code for a protein of 205 amino acids.
UACACUUGCACAAGUUGCACAUAGGUAUAUAACCGCAGUUAUUGGCGCUCUUAUUUGUCAAACUGAGUGAACGCGUUAAAUUAAAUUGAAUUAAUAGAAAUCAAAAGAGUUAUUGCGAAAAUGUUAUUUACCGCCGUGCUUUUGCUUUUGUUAAUAUCUUCGAGCGUUCUUAGUAGCAACAGCAAUACGAACUCUGUGGACGGUGAACAAUAUAUCUUCGACUUCACUGGAUCGGACGGCGUGGACGGAUGGCAGGAACAAUCGGAUACCGUGCGCUCUGUGGGAAUGUCCAAAGCAGUUCUAGUCAUGCACCAGAACACUGAUUACAAACGAGCGAUAUUCUUCGCCCUGCUAAAUCCUCAGACAAACGGAGCAGGUUUCGCUGGAGUCAGGGCUUUAAGGAAAUAUGAUUUGACGGGGCACACGAAGUUGCAGUUGCAGUGCCGAGCCCAGGGACAGUUCAACGGCUUCAAAGUCGUCUUAAGGCAUAAGGAUUUAAACGACGACCCAUAUUAUACUUUUGAGCAAUAUUUCCAAGGUCCAAAUAAUGAAUUUGCUGUCCGUGAUCUGCCCUUUUCAGAAUUUAAAGCAUACUAUCAUGGCCAACUAGUCAGUAACGAGACCCUAGAUAUAUCCCAAAUAACUAGUAUUGGUAUUCAAAUGUAUGGAGGAGUGUACCAGCCUGUUAAACAGAAAGGUCCUGCCACUUUAGAAAUAGAUUGGAUAAAGGCAGUAUAGCAACUUUUAACUAAUUAAGAGUAUUACCUAUAAAUGAUCAGUGAUUGUAAUGUAAAUACAUAAUUUUUCAUAUGAAAGUGACUGUUCUUUCCCACACAACUUCCCUUUAUCUAUUAACUUAAACUGUUCUUAUUAUAGGGAGCGUGCAUAAACUGUAGGGGGCAGCACAGGAGACGUCAGAUUUUUGGCGCGAGGCGUAAAUGUGUAGUUUAUGCUUCCAAAGUAGCUCACAAGAUGGCAGCACUUACUACGGCGUGAAGUUUCAAUGUACACAUGUGAUGUACAUGUUUAUGGUUCCGAUUCAGGCCACAAGAUGGCAGACCCUCCAACGCGCACGGACCCUAUAACCCAGAUAAUACUGACGGUUCGAUUGGUCAAUUUAUCUGGUUUUGUACCUACUCAAAAGGGCCCUUCACGCGAAGGAAAUGCGCAUUGAAAUAGGCAUUCUAUUAGCUAUCUGUAGCAACAUUGUGAGCAUAUAUUUUAACAAUGUCAGUUGUUAU